AUGUUCGUCUUUUCCAAGGCUCCCUCAGCAAAUUCCACAUACGAGCGUGUCACACAACGAUUUCAAGAUGGAUCCAAUAAAUUGAGAGCGGCCAUCGAAAUGGAUGAGCUUACAAAGACAAACGGCACAACAGACGAAAAGCUGCAGACAGCCGAAUUAUACAAACAGGCGAGACAAAUGCUGAAAGAGGCGAAUGAAUUCAAUAUUAUGGAUAUUCCCGAGUCGAAACGAGCAGAAGUUCGAGAGAAACGAGAGAAAAUGCUGAAUUUGGAGAAGAGCGCGCAGGAGAGACUCAUUAAAAUUUGCAACGAAGUUGAUCCGAAUAUGAAACGAGCACAGACGGCGGGGCCGUGUCGAGCCGCCAGAGUCACACCGAGACCCACAAGAGCGACGGCACCGGGUGAGAAAAAGACACCAAAACCACCAUCAAACGACGAAAACCGACACCAUUGCUCGCGCGGAGAUCGUUGCGGAGCGCAUCACCCGCCGACGGCGAAGACCGCACCGCCCGUAAAGAAGACGUUAGCCACGGCGAGAACAGUGAAUACUCGAGGAAUAAGAGAGAAUCUGAAAGUGGCGUCCAAGACACCACUAGCCAUUGCACAACAAGAAGCCGUCAAUCGAGCCGCCCUACUGAAAGGAGUCGAUAAAGUGAUUGGGGAGAGGUUGCUCGAUGAGAUUCUCGACAACACAGGUGUCCGAAUGGACGACGUCGCCGGCUGUCACUCAGCGAAGGCGGCUCUCGAGGAAGCGGUGAUUCUCCCCGCUCUCAACCCGAAUCUCUUCUCAGGACUCCGUCAACCAGUCAAAGGAAUUCUUCUAUUCGGACCGCCUGGAAACGGAAAAACUCUUCUGGCGAAGGCGGUCGCUGGAGAGUCGAAACAGAUGUUCUUCAAUAUAAGUGCCUCAUCGCUCACGUCGAAAUGGGUUGGAGACUCGGAGAAGACGAUUCGAGGACUGUUUCAGAUUGCGAGGAAUGGACAAUCAUCGAUUAUUUUUAUUGACGAAAUCGACUCGAUUCUCUGCGAGCGUUCGGAAAAAGACGCCGAAGUGUCACGUCGUAUGAAAACCGAGUUUCUCAUCCAAUUCGAUGGUGCCACCUCAUCUCCGGACGAUCGAAUUCUCGUAAUCGGCGCCACAAACCGCCCGUAUGAAUUGGAUGACGCCGUUUUGAGACGAUUCCCGAAGAGAAUUAUGCUGAAUUUGCCGGAUAACGAGGCGAGAAGAGAGCUGAUUACGAAGACGUUGAAGAGGCAUAAUAUGAUGGAGGGAUUGACGUCGAGUGAUAUACGAUACGUGGCAUCGAACACCAGCGGAUUCUCCAACUCGGAUCUGGUAGCGUUGUGCAAAGAGGCGGCGAUGGCGCCGAUUCGAGAGAUAGAUCGAUCAAAGUUGUCGAUGACGGAUGGUGAUAAAUUGAGAAGAAUUCGACGUUCUAGGCAUAAUAGAUUUUUGGAAAUCGGACAAGACUUGAAUCCUGGAGACGUCAGAAUUCUGAAUCUACCUGAAAUUUUUGAAUUGGAGAAAAAUGAGCCGAGAUACAAGGCCUCCGACUUCGACCAAGCCCUCCGCACGAUCCGACCGUCCACUUCCGACAAAAUCAUGUCAAAACUAUCGGAUUUUUCACGAAAUUUCGGUUGUUAA
This is a messenger RNA of Caenorhabditis remanei, 1644 nucleotides long. RefSeq lists its product as uncharacterized. Gene Ontology annotation, molecular function: ATP binding; ATP hydrolysis activity. The record is from RefSeq and is a predicted model, not a curated record. NCBI's taxonomy places the organism in Eukaryota, Metazoa, Nematoda, Chromadorea, Rhabditida, Rhabditidae. The transcript has 10 exons. The coding region runs from base 1 to 1644 and encodes 547 amino acids. Gene Ontology annotation, cellular component: microtubule cytoskeleton.